GCAGCAGCAUCAUCCGAGUUAGGCGCCGUAAGCAGUGCGAAGGAGCAGGCAGACGAUCGUCGACUAACAGCCAACUAACUAGUUGGUCGCAAGUGUACGUACUGAGUACUGCCACGCGCAACUGCCACGGCUUGGGUGGGCAGCUUGGCGGCUCCACCCGAGCGCUGUUCCUGCUGCUGUGCCUGCGCUGCUCUGCUCUUGCCUGCUCUAUUAUUUAUUUUAUCUCGCCUCUCGUCCUCCUCUCCUCUCCUCGACUUCUCAUUCCUCACCUCCCAUCUCCCCCCGGCACCGUGUUCACCAUGAUCUUUGUUCUCUAACACACGUAGUGAUGCUCAUCGACGGUGAGAAGUGGGCUUGUGAAGCUUGCGUGCGAGGCCACCGCGUGUCAAGCUGCCGACACCAUGAUCGACCAUUGAUUCGAAUCAACAAAAAGGGCCGGCCGUUCUCUGUCUGCUGUAUUUGUCGCGGUCCCUGCACGGACCGAGAGGAGCAUAGCAAGCUCAACCGCGACAAAAAGUCUGAUGGUGAGACGAUACUCGCCACCCCUGCUUCCGUCCACCGCCAGCUCCCGCUCCCGGUCGCGCUCGAUGGCCACGCGGCCGCCGCCAACCACCAGCUUCGAAAUGUCGACUACGCACAUGGCCGCGACCGCUGCGCCCGUGGUGUCCGCUCCGCUGGGCUACCCGUACGUGACGUUGCCGACCAUGGAGGAACCGCUCCUCCAGCCCGCCCAUCCUUUCCCGUCGCCGUAUCCGGAUGAUAUCAUGUUUGGAUCGCUGUCUGACAGCAGCUUUGUGCCGGACUCGAUGUAUUCUGGAUUCGAAGACGUGGACGCUCUU
Messenger RNA from Talaromyces proteolyticus, 839 nucleotides. Its product is annotated as copper fist DNA binding domain-containing protein. Gene Ontology annotation, molecular function: RNA polymerase II cis-regulatory region sequence-specific DNA binding; copper ion binding; DNA-binding transcription factor activity, RNA polymerase II-specific. Gene Ontology annotation, biological process: intracellular iron ion homeostasis; positive regulation of transcription by RNA polymerase II; intracellular copper ion homeostasis. NCBI's taxonomy places the organism in Eukaryota, Fungi, Ascomycota, Eurotiomycetes, Eurotiales, Trichocomaceae. Gene Ontology annotation, cellular component: nucleus. Bases 329 to 760 code for a protein of 143 amino acids. The record is from RefSeq and is a predicted model, not a curated record. The transcript is spliced from 3 exons.